Molecule: messenger RNA, 531 nt
Organism: Colletotrichum orchidophilum
Lineage: Eukaryota; Fungi; Ascomycota; Sordariomycetes; Glomerellales; Glomerellaceae
Exons: 1
Coding region: 1-531 (176 amino acids)
Source: RefSeq, a predicted model, not a curated record
AUGGUAGUGCGGCGAGGCUCGACAGUCCACGCAGCCUGGUCCUCAUGCCUUGAGGUAGUUGCAGUCAUCUGCACCGCCACGAGUGGCGCUUACAUGUUCUAUGGCGUGGUCGUGGGGAUCCGCGACCCCCUCGAGUGGGAUUGGCGGGACGCUUGUCAACUUUUGUGGGUCUUUGAAGACGAAGAUUGUAUCAAGGUAUGGCAAGAAUGCGUCGAGCGACCCCGGCCAAGCAACGCUGCUUGGGUGUCCCGUCUUCAGUGCAUCGUGGGCUGCUACGAGACCGAUGACGGCACCAAUCUGUACGCCGUCAAGUGGGACGGCUACGCAUGUCCGACGUGGGAAGCAGAAGAGGACCUUUACAAUUACGGCCAAUUGAUGGCCGAGCAUGAUGAGACUUGCCAAUGCGCGCCAGGCCUUGAGAGUCGCUAUCAACGUAACGAGUGGAACGGACGAGGUCGGCGAAAAGUGGGCCCAGCCACGCCAGUUGCUGGUUCGCGGCCGACAGAUGUAGUCUCGAUGGCAGAGAUCUAG